Messenger RNA from Dendroctonus ponderosae (mountain pine beetle), 2276 nucleotides. RefSeq lists its product as uncharacterized. The coding region runs from base 498 to 2039 and encodes 513 amino acids. The transcript has 5 exons. NCBI's taxonomy places the organism in Eukaryota, Metazoa, Arthropoda, Insecta, Coleoptera, Curculionidae. The record is from RefSeq and is a predicted model, not a curated record.
UUUUGAAAAAUUAUAUGUUUUUGUUUGAGACAUAUUCUCCUGGCUGCUUUGUUCCGCUUAUUCCUAUCAAAUCACGUUUAAAUCUCAUCUCAGCAAUUCGCUACGAGCGCACAUAGAUUGAGCAGCCACACAUGAAUGUUGUGCGAUCCAAGCGGGUGUGGUUUACAUUUAGUGCGUCUUUUUAACAAGCUAAAAACUGUUAAGGGCACAUUGCUAUUUUGUCUUUGCAUCGGAAUUACCAAAAUAAUUAAACAAAACUUAAUUCUAAAAUCAGGUAAAAUUAAUACGCAAGUAUCGACUACAAUGUUUUUUGAACCACCAUUCCAAGGGAUUGACAUAUGUCUGACCAUCCACAAUCCAUCAUCGAAUAGUUUGAAUUUUUAAGCUUAAACGGUUUUUAUCAGCGUGUUUGCUCAUUCUAACGGUCUACUGCGAGAUUUUAAGUGUAGUUUUUUUUGUGAGACUAUUUGCCGUUUACUUCUUAUUGAGUGGCCAAUAUGGAUGUAAAAACCCCCAGCAACAAAAUCAAGGAGACUAAACCUCAAAAGAAGAAAGCCCCGGCUCCGGUAAUCAGACAUACUAUCACCAGCUACAAAAGAAUGAUGAAAGCAAACCCAUUGUUGGAACUGGAAAUGAAAGGGAUCAAUGUGAACGAGUAUUUCAAUCAGUUAGCUGCAGGGAAUCGCACCAAUCCACCCCCAACAGCCUCAAUCCCGGUAAAACAAGAGAGAUUCGAAAAGCCACAAUUAAGAUUACCAAUGGCAAGCACCACCGGAUUAAGUAAACAAGUGACAUCUGCUAAAAGCAAGCCAUCAACCAUAAAUUCUCAAACACACCAAGCUGCGAGAAGUGUGACACAUUCUUCAAAGGUACUUCUCAACAGUAAACCGCUACCGAAAAGUUCGAUGAAACCAAAGACUUGUACUUACCAACUGACUGGUAAUAGUAGUAUACAACCACAUAGUGAAAUUCAGAAUAAAGCAACUCAGACCAAAGAAAAUUGCCUACCCUCGAAAGUUCCUGCAAUAGUUGAACCUAUUGAAGAAGUUCCUCCAUCGGUUUCACCCACAGAUAGAAGAAGAAGUAACAGCUUUACCUUUAAUACACCCCAGACCUAUAAGAGGAGAAGUGUCGCAUUCUUAACUCCUCAAUCUGUUAGAAAGCAAAGCUUUUUCAGGGCAUCUACUCCGGCUCCUGUUGAUAUGAAAAAGCUACAGGAUAGGCUAAAUAUAUGGUUGAAGACUAGAGCCAAACCACCAGUAUUGUUCAAAAACAUGAGACUUUUUGGAAUCGAUGAGGAGAGAAAACUUUCUUCGUCUUUCAAAAAUCCAAUUAUCGAGGAGAACAAAGAAAAUGCUGAGGUAAAUGAAUCAAAAUCUAACAGUUAUGAAAAUUUGGGAAUUCAGAGAAAUGCGAACAUUGAUGACGCUCAAGACUUGAAUCAGGGAGAUCUAUCGAAAUAUGCGAAGGAAGCAAUGGGAGAGCUUUUGACCUUAAUUGAAGAAGAAUAUCCCAGAAAUCAGUGUCUCGCCUGGUUAGAGCUAAUCAAAAAAAAAUACGACAAAGCAGAUAAUGAACCCGAAUACUGGGAGUGUCGAGCUGCCAUAGAACAGUCAGCUGGUAACAUACAAAACGCCGUUCAGUUCUACGAAGCUGCUAUUAUUAAUGGAGCAGAGGUCAAUUCUAUAAAUAAAUCAUUGGAUCAAUUACUUAAAAAGUUUAGCUUACUUAACAUCAGCCAAACAGAACUAGAGCCAAAAGAGCGUGUCUCUUCCGAUCGGGGAAGGAUCGUUAAAGAGGCAAGAAACAUCUUUAAGUCCACUAUUAUUAACUUUGCUGUUGGAGUGCGUAACAGCAAAAAAAAUAAUUCUGCUGGAAAUACCGAAGCAACAUUAUUUAUCACACCAGUUAAGAGAAGCACUCGCAUAUCACGUGGUGGUUAUGCAAACACGCCAGGAUUGAGACUUUGCGACUCUUUGAAAGAUUUAGACUUGAAUUCGGAAGAAUUUCAAUUUAAGAAAAAUGAUGCAUUAGUAUAAGUUUUGUCAAAGUCUGUUGAUAGGUACUGCCACUAUAUAAAAUCAGAAAACUAAUUUUAUAUCUUCUCAGUGAAAGUUUAAUAAUAAUCACUUAGGUAGAAGGUGGAAAUUCGCUGGCCAUGGUCGUAAAGCACCCAAGCGAAUAAUGGCCAUAUUAUACGAACCUAGUAUUAUACUGUACUUUAUUCACAUUCAUGUUGUUAGAGUUAUUUGUAAUAAAUCAGGUAGAUGAUGAAA